Messenger RNA from Caenorhabditis briggsae, 1164 nucleotides. RefSeq names its product Protein CBR-NHR-124 (gene Cbr-nhr-124). Gene Ontology annotation, biological process: regulation of DNA-templated transcription. The transcript is spliced from 6 exons. Lineage: Eukaryota; Metazoa; Nematoda; Chromadorea; Rhabditida; Rhabditidae. The record is from RefSeq and is a predicted model, not a curated record. Bases 1 to 1164 code for a protein of 387 amino acids. Gene Ontology annotation, molecular function: DNA-binding transcription factor activity; zinc ion binding; sequence-specific DNA binding.
AUGGCAACAAACUUGGAUCGGCCGCAAACUUGUGCGAUCUGUCAUGGCAAGGCUUAUGGCUACAACUAUGACGUGGUCUCAUGUAACGCGUGCAAAAUGUUCUUUCGAAGAGCAAACGUUGAGGGAAUUGGCGAAAAUUGUAAAAGUGGUGGUGGAUGUUACGACGGAGAUGAUUUCAAGAAAGACCGCCCUCGCUGUCGAGCAUGUCGGUACAGGAAAUGCAUUGCACUUGGAAUGCAGCAUAAAUCGACCGACUCUGACGCAUCUCCGUCUCCAGGGCCAGAUACCCAUCCUCGCCAACAAGCUAAAAAAUCUAUGAUAGUAGCAGUAGUACAAAAACCACUGGUGACACAGGCUCAUAUAGAUUCAAGGCUCAUUCAACAGAUGUUGGUCCUUCAUCAUACGCGAAGAGAAGUUUACCUUACAAUCAACAUAUGUGAAGAUCCCAGCUUCUUAGAUUUGGUACUUGAAGGUUCCAAUUUAUCAAAGUACAAACGACCGCAACCAAUCGAAUGGGAGAAAACAGAACGAAAAUUAAAACCAUGGGGCUCUUUGGGUGUUUUGCUGAUCGUCGAGAUUGUGAAAGCCAUGUCUUUCUACGAAGAACUCCUACUUUCAGAUAGGGUGAUUCUCCUGAAAAAUGUGGCUUUUAAAAGCCAUCAUCUCUCAAUUGCAUUCGAUUCGUUCAUGGCAAAAAAGGGGAGAGUGCUUGCCCCAAAUGGAGAAGAAAUGUUCCCAGAUCAGCUUUUCCAAAUUGCCGAGUGCUACGAUAUCAUAAUGGACCUGCUGACAUCACCUAUGCAACCACUUUUAGAGCUGAAUCUCACUGAAAAUGAAUAUUUGCUGCUGAACAUGAUCAUGAUUUGUAAUCCAGCACUUUCGGGACUUUCUCCAUCCGGUCAGGAGAUUCUAUCAAAGGAGCAACAGGCUUAUGCUAAACUACUUCUUCAAGUCUGUAUGAUGCGAGAUCCUAGGGAAGGACCAGCAAGAUACGGAAAAAUUUUGGCAGUCAUUGAAAAGCUGGAACGUCAAAAGGAUGUGACACAUCGAGUGGUUCACACUCUUCGAAGAAAAUGGAAACCAGAUUUUCAUUUUUCUGGAGUGUUAACGGAAGCUUGUCGCUUGGAUUCCGACAGACUACCCUAUAUGAAAACUGAAAUUUAG